AUGCACUUGUUCGGGGGAUGGUCCCUUACCAGAGGUGCUCUUGUUGCAUUAUUGCUUUCCAGUGUAGCACACACAAUCGACUUGGAUAUUAACAGUGAACAGUCGAUCAAAGAUGCUGCGAGUACCUCGACUUACGCUAUGAUGAAAUACUAUUACGGCAACGAGACCGGCCAAAUCCCUGGAGCCUUUCCAGACAAAUGGUGGGAAGGAGCUACACUAUUGCUUGCACUCCUAGAAUACUGGCACUUCACUGGCGACACGACAUACAAUGAGGAACUAAGUGUUGCAUUGCAAUGGCAGUCAGGCACGGACGGGGACUAUAUGCCAAGCAACUACAGUUCUUAUCUGGUUAGUAACGGAAACGACGAUCAAAUGUUCUGGGGUCUAGCAGCUAUGACGGCCGCUGAGUUCGCAUUUCCGGACCGCUCGAGUGGAUUCUCUUGGCUCUCUUUGGCCCAGGGUGUCUUCAAUACUCAGAUCAAAAGAUGGGAUACAUCCUCGUGUGGCGGUGGGCUACGGUGGCAGAUCUGGCCCUACCAGUCUGGCUAUACAAUGAAAAAUUCCAUUUCUAAUGGGGGUUUAUUUCAGUUGUCUGCGCGUUUAGCCCGUUACACCGGAGAUGCAAUCUAUCUCCAGUGGGCUAACAAAAUCUGGGAUUGGUCUGUCUCGUCACCUCUUCUUAGCAACACAACGUGGAAUGUUGCUGAUUCCACCGAUGUUGCUAAUGAUUGUGCGACUCAGGGAAAUUCGCAAUGGACGUACAACUACGGCACUUACCUGAUGGGGGCAGCGUAUAUGUACAACUAUACAAAUGGAACUACUCAGUCUCAAUGGCUGACGGCAGUAAAUGGCCUUUUGAACGCGACAUUUGACAACUUUUUCCUCACCGGUGGGAUCAUUGAGGACUAUUACUGCGAGUCCACGGAAACUUGCAAUAACAACGAGAUCCUCUUCAAAGGACUGACUUCCUCCUGGUUAGCAUUGACUGCUCUACUUGUUCCAUCAACGUUUGACAGCAUUGUCGCAAAACUGCAAACAUCGGGACAGGCAGCUGCCGCAUCCUGUACUGGCAACAACAAUGGAACCUGUGGUGUCCAGUGGUAUAAGUCCACAUGGGAUGGCUGGAUGGGAAUGGAGGAACAGAUCAGCGUUACAAAUAUCUUCACAGCAAAUUUGAUCAAUUUCAAUAAGCCUGCUCCGGUGACAUCAACCACUGGUGGAAACAGUACCAGCAAUCCAACAGCAGGCGAAACUGAUAGUGACGCUUCCAAUCCAAAGAUGAAUGCAGUGACAACUGGCGAUAAGGCAGGCGCUGGCAUUGUGACCGCAGUUUUUCUGGCUGGCUGGAUUGGACUCAUGAGUUUCAUGAUGUUUGGUGGUUAA
This is a messenger RNA of Penicillium vulpinum, 1383 nucleotides long. Its product is annotated as glycoside hydrolase family 76 protein. NCBI's taxonomy places the organism in Eukaryota, Fungi, Ascomycota, Eurotiomycetes, Eurotiales, Aspergillaceae. The record is from RefSeq and is a predicted model, not a curated record. Gene Ontology annotation, biological process: carbohydrate catabolic process; fungal-type cell wall biogenesis. The transcript has 4 exons. Bases 1 to 1383 code for a protein of 460 amino acids. Gene Ontology annotation, molecular function: mannan endo-1,6-alpha-mannosidase activity.